Spinacia oleracea (spinach) is the source of this 1102-nucleotide messenger RNA. Its product is annotated as transcription factor MYB62. NCBI's taxonomy places the organism in Eukaryota, Viridiplantae, Streptophyta, Magnoliopsida, Caryophyllales, Amaranthaceae. Bases 137 to 955 code for a protein of 272 amino acids. The transcript has 3 exons. Gene Ontology annotation, biological process: regulation of DNA-templated transcription. The record is from RefSeq and is a predicted model, not a curated record. Gene Ontology annotation, molecular function: DNA-binding transcription factor activity; sequence-specific DNA binding. Gene Ontology annotation, cellular component: nucleus.
UUGUUCAAUAGAAUUUUCUCCUUUCUCUCUCCUUCCUUUUAUAAAUUGGUUACAGAGCUAUCACUGUAAGUCUGUAACUGAACUCAAUCACAACCCCAAAAUUCCAACCCCCACAAAAUAAAAAUAAAAAAAACAAAUGAAAACAGAAAAUCCAGCUGAUGACAAUCUUAUUAAUAUCAGUAAUAAUAAUAAUAGAAUCCAGCAAGAAGAUCAGGAGGCUGCUGAGGAAGUAAGGAGAGGUCCAUGGACACUUGAAGAAGACAAUUUGUUGAUCCAUUAUGUUGCAUGUCAUGGAGAAGGUCGUUGGAAUUUCUUGGCAAAAUCUGCGGGAUUGAAAAGAAAUGGGAAAAGUUGCAGAUUAAGAUGGCUUAAUUACUUAAAACCUGAUAUUAAGCGCGGCAAUCUCAGUCCACAAGAACAACUUUUGAUCCUUGAACUUCAUUCUAAAUGGGGUAACAGAUGGUCAAAAAUAGCAGCACAUCUACCAGGAAGAACAGAUAAUGAGAUCAAGAACUAUUGGCGGACGAGGGUGCAAAAACAGGCUAGACAGCUUAAUAUGGAGGCCAAUAGCCAAAGUUUCAUAGAUGCAAUAAGGUGUUUUUACAUGCCUAGAUUGGUUCAGAAAAUCGAGCAGAACUCGAUUGAUCAUCAUACAACAGCUAUGAACACCGAUCAAGUAUCACAUAUUAUACCAUCAUCAAAUAAAGAUACUUCAUGCUCAAACACCAGCCUAGAAUUCCAAGACCAACUCACUAAUAGCAAAGACGGCUCCUCUAUUGUACUAGAUGAUAUUAACUCUGUGAAUAGCUGUAACUAUGACAUGGACCUGGGUUCUAUGUCAGCAUCCGAUAUGCUGUUCUCCGGCUGCCACGUGGAGGGAAAUGACUGGCUAGCAAACGAUAUGGCAGAGGAUGGCAUGUGGGUUUUGGAUGAGUUGUGGCAGUUUAGGAAGUAGGAAAUACAAAUAGUUGGGCAUCUAAACAUGACAGAAUGGGCCCUGCAGCUUCAAAAAUGAAACUUCAAAGGCUUUUGAUAAGAAUCUACAAUGUACUAAUGUACCUUAGCUUGUUACUUGUUAGUAGUUACUGGUUACAACUUACAA